CAAGUAGUCGCUCAUUAUUUUAUUUCUUUUCAAACAGAUUGGCAAUAUCAAGUUGCUCAGACCUUCCCACAAACAGAAGAGGAGGUGAAAGUGGACACACAUGCAUUCAGCCACCGGUGGAAAAGGAACUCAGAUACCCUCAAGGCAGUGGACACAAACCGAGCAAGCACAGGCCAGGACUCCCCAGAGCCCAGGGGCUUCACAGACCUGCUCCUGGAUGACGGGCAGGACAACACCACCCAGAUCGAGGAGGACACAGAUCACAAUUACUAUAUAUCUCGGAUAUAUGGCCCAUCUGAUUCUGCCAGCCGGGAUUUGUGGGUGAACAUAGACCAAAUGGAAAAGGACAAAGUGAAGAUUCACGGAAUACUGUCCAAUACCCAUCGGCAAGCUGCAAGAGUGAAUCUGUCCUUCGAUUUUCCAUUUUAUGGCCAUUUUCUACGUGAAAUCACUGUGGCAACAGGGGGUUUCAUAUACACUGGAGAAGUCGUACAUCGAAUGCUAACAGCCACACAGUACAUAGCACCUUUAAUGGCAAAUUUUGAUCCCAGUGUAUCCAGAAAUUCAACAGUCAGAUAUUUUGAUAAUGGCACAGCACUUGUUGUCCAGUGGGACCACGUACAUCUCCAGGAUAAUUACAACCUGGGAAGCUUCACAUUCCAGGCAACCCUCCUCAUGGAUGGACGCAUCAUCUUUGGAUACAAAGAAAUUCCUGUCUUGGUCACACAGAUAAGUUCGACCAAUCACCCAGUGAAAGUGGGGCUGUCUGAUGCAUUUGUCGUUGUCCACAGGAUCCAACAAAUUCCCAAUGUUCGAAGAAGAACAAUUUAUGAAUACCACCGAGUAGAGUUACAAAUGUCAAAAAUUACCAACAUUUCAGCUGUGGAGAUGACCCCAUUACCUACCUGUCUCCAGUUUAAUGGUUGUGGCCCUUGUGUAUCUUCUCAGAUUGGCUUCAACUGCAGUUGGUGUAGUAAACUUCAAAGAUGUUCGAGUGGAUUUGAUCGCCAUCGACAGGACUGGGUGGACAGUGGAUGCCCUGAAGAGUCCAAAGAAAAGAUGUGUGAGAACACAGAUCCAGUGGAAAGUUCUUCUCAGACCACCACAACCAUACGCGCGACAACCACACAAUUCAGGGUCUUAACCACCACCAGACAAGCAGCGACAUCGCAGCUGCCCACCAGCCUGCCCACAGAAGAUGAUACCAAGAUAGCACUUCAUCUAAAAGAUAAUGGAGCCUCUACAGAUGACAGUGCUGCUGAGAAGAAAGGGGGAACCCUGCACGCCGGCCUCAUAGUUGGAAUUCUCAUCCUGGUCCUCAUUAUAGCAGCAGCCAUUCUUGUGACAGUCUAUAUGUAUCACCAUCCGACGUCAGCAGCCAGCAUCUUCUUUAUCGAGAGACGCCCCAGCAGAUGGCCAGCGAUGAAGUUUCGAAGAGGUUCUGGCCACCCCGCCUAUGCCGAAGUUGAACCAGUGGGAGAGAAGGAAGGUUUUAUUGUAUCUGAGCAGUGCUAAGAGUUCUAAGACAGGACAGCACCAGUGCUGGUUUACAGGUGUCAUGACUAAAGUUUGCCUAUACCUUUAAGACACACACACACACACACACACACACACACACACACACGUGCGCGCCCUAAGCUGCUGUAGCUGGAAGGAGACAAGAUUUCUCGACAAGCCCAACCCAGGAAGGGUAAAAGAAAAACUAAAACUUCCACAAGAUACUAUUGACCACUCAGAACCUCUCUUCUGGACUUACCGGAAUUAUGACAAGACUACAAUGCCAUUGGCUUAGGUGUAGGGUUUUAAAGGGAUCGAGAAAAAAAAAACAAAAAACAAUAAUAACAAAGCUUUCGUUUAUGAGGGAUCUACACCUCUGGUUCAAAUAUUCUUUUCUGAUGUCUCAAAGAUAACUGUGUUCCAAAGCCUGAACCCUUUUCACUCAAAAGAGCAAUGAUGAAUGUUUCAAGAUUGCUGAGGAAAAAAUAGCUCAUGCAGGAUUAAAAAAAAAAAACUCAAAAUAAGAGCUUUUCUAUCUUUUCACCAGAUAUGUGGACAAAGGGUUUUGUUUUUCCUGGUAUAGAUCCACCUGUUCCAACAAGUUCUUUAUAGGACGAAUCUUUUAUCUACACAGGAGGUGUAAAACUAGGCCUCCCUCUUCCUUGUUCACGGAUGCCCUUUCUGUGAACUGCGAUGGAAUUUUCAAACGUUGAGCUAAGGAUUAGGAAAGAGGGAGUGGCAGAGGAAGCCCUCGUUUCUUCCCCCUCAGAAUAAAGCUUCUGAUGUGUUUUAUGAAGCAUCGCCUCCAUUCCCCAACCGUGAAGUCCUAUGAAGCCACAGUUGCUCUUGGCUGAAGGAAACAAAAGGCUGGAGAGUCCUUUAAUCAUUUUUGAACCAAAAAUAUUAAGGGAUUCUAAACAUGUGGUGUUUUUUUUUUGUUUUUUGCUGUUUCGGUACUAAAGGCCCAUUUCAUUGUCAAUUCCUGUCUAAGAAGCCAUUCAAGUCAGCAUAUCCCUGGGGAUAAAGAGAAUGAAAGAACCCUGCUGAACCAUACAGUAAUUUUCUUUAAAGCACAUAGUAGUUACAUAAAUAUAUAUAUAUAUAUAAAUAUAUUUUUGUUUAUGAACUAACACAAGGCAGGCUCUUGUGACUCUAAGAGUGCAUUUUGUCAGACAAAACACACAAGGUGCAUUACUGCAUACUUCCAUAGAGUUGUAAAAUAAUCCUUAAUAUUAGAAUAUUUUUAUGUCACUUAGCAAAAGGGGUUCAAUUAGUUGCAGUGCCCAUCAUUUCCUGCCUAUUUGAGCCAUGCUUUCAUUCAGAUCAACCCCGUCCCUCCCGGGCUAAAUAAAGCCGAUGCCAAAAGCUCCUUAAUGGAGCUGCCAUUUGCGCUGUAAUCACGAUCCAGAUUCUGAAAUUUCCCCCUGAACCAAGAAAGAAAAGGCAUCCCUUUGAGGUGGAAAGUGGUUAAUUUAAAUAUAUAUAAAUGUAUACUGAGCUCCUAAAGUUUAAAAUUCAGGUACUGUGUAUACAAUCUCAUCAACAUCUCGACCCAUGAAACUUACAUCCUGUGCCAAGAAGCUGUGGGUUCUUGUAGGGUACAGUGUCUACCAUUUGCAGAUUCGGGUAUCGAAAAGCAGAGAUCUUUUAAAUAGCACUUUACUAACAGUUUAGCAUCUGUACACAGUGUCUACAUUGGAAGACAUCAGUCCACUAACAGAGUAUCAUAUUUAUCUUCACAAACGUCUGAUGUAAACUAGUGACAUUUUCCAUCACAUGGAUUUUGCUUUACAUUUUAUAAGUACCUGAUGAGGGUGGUAAUUUUUCCCUAAACUGCUUAGUUAAUAAUUGCAAAAAGAAAAAAAAAUUGACAAGCAAGGUGAUUGAAGGAUGUGAUGACAAUCUCUCUGCUGUAGCUUCGUUCAAUUUAUAAAAAUAUCCCAACUUGUUUCUUGUGGAGCAGGCGUGAUCAGGUAGUGAUAACCAAGUGACUUGCCAAUGUAACUGGUGCAACUGGUAUUCUACAGAGACAUAAGGGACACAUAGACGAUUCCUUUUAGGAUAAGAUGACGCUUCUUUCACUAGCUUUCGUGGUAGGUGUGGCUUCUAAUAGCAGUGGAUUGACAGUUAUAUAAAUCCUGCAUAUAUAUCCACAUCCUUACACAAUUCUUUGAAGUAGUAAUAUUAUCUUUGUGCCUCCCAUCUUCCAUUUUUGAUUCAAAAGAAUUGGCAAUUUUGUUGAAAAGCGUAAACCCCUCUGAAUUGUUCAGUGAACUAAAGCAUGAAGUAAUAGGGACAACUUAUCAGAAGUAAAAAGGCUACUGAAGUGUGGGAAGACUUUCUGAAAGAACUAGGAGUUAGAGGUAGUUAGACAUUUCUGUUGUGUAUGAAUCUUUCAGUUGUAAGGGGAAUGGCUGGCUGAAAUCUUGUUUCAUGAAACCUUCAUUCUAUUUUAUUUGUCUGCUUUGUUCUUAGUGCUUAUUUACUGCAAAGGAAGAGCAAACAUAUGCAGUUGCUGGAAGCUCAGAAUAAAUGCUGAUGCUUUGAACUUUACAUAUAUUAUGUAUUAGAAAGGGUACAACUGUACACUACUUAAUAUAUUAAUACUAUGAACGUAGUAGAGGGAGAUUAACAAAAACAAUUUAAAAAUUAAGACCAGCAAAGAAACACAUACAAACUCCUGGAGAAAUCAGGUAAACGGUGCUAUAGAGGAAGUUAAUUAUUUCAUCUUAAUUGUUUGUAAAACUAAUAUUCAAUGGUUAGAUAAAAGUGUUAAAAGACAAAAAAAGAAAGUCUCUUAAGCCAACCAGAUAGCAGCAACCACAAUGUUGGAUUGUUUAUGAAGGGUUUGGACAUUCCCAUUGUCACAGGAAAUUCUAUUACACAGUGCUGUAGAGGUCUUUCAUUGUAAUUCCCUCUCCUUAAAGGAAAAAGGAGGAGGGGGGAAAAGAGAAGGUUUUAUAGUUCUUGGCCAUAUCUAAGCAUUUUGAUCUCAGGCAUGAUGGAGUAGUGAAAAACAUACCAUCUGACCCAGUUUUGAGUAUCCACUGUGUUAUUGUGGGAAAAUCACUUUACCCUCCAUGAGUCUCAAUUUGGGAAAAUAAAUUUUUUUUUAUCCUGUCUUCCUUGCAAGCUUAUUAUUAUGCAGAUUGACCAAAUGUACAGAUGUACAGACUUAUAAAACCUUACGUCAACAUAACCCGAAUAAAGCACAGCUGUUGGCCCGGUAGCAACACAUAUUUGCUUUUAGAGAACAACAGUCCAUCACUCCACAAAGCAGUCAAAGGCAAUCAGAUCAAUACAUGUUUUGAGAAAAUGCCAAAGGAGAAUACAUUCAAAACACCCAGCAAAAUUGCUUAAAUUCCUUUCUUCCCAUCUGAAUAUUUUCUCUUAAUAUUUCCUCUGCAUAACAUCUCUCCUCUCCUACACCAAAGUCCCCUAAUUGCAUCCUUCACCUGGCUCUGAUCUUUAUUAUGUAGUCACUUAGCCUCUGUAUUUUCCUCUGAUUUCCCAAUUUAUUCUUCAUAGCAAAGGGAGGCCCAGGAGCUGACCAGUAGGCUUCUCUUUAGAAGGAAAUGCCUCAAACAGAAGUAACUUCAAAUAUUUCUCUUAUCCCUAUAACACAAAUGUAAGGGGCUAUCACAAUUAAAAUAUAAAUAUGUGGAACUUAAUUUUAAAUAUAAAAAUUGGCAAAUGUCAACUAUAAAAAAAGGCAUAUUAAUUAAAAUUAAAUUAUGCUAAUAUGCAAAUAGCAUAUAUUCUCAGUUAGUAUAACAUUAACUUUUUGGCAAAAAAAAAUCUUGUACUAUUUUUUCAUUCUGAAGGAGCAUAAAUUUGGUGUUGCCCCUAGGAUAUAUUGUCCAUUUGAGAAAAAGUUUUGCUAGAAGCCAUGCCUUGGUUCAAGAUGCUUCCAUUCCAUGAUAAGCAAUGAAUAUUUAAAUAAGACUAACUGAAAAAUAGAUCUUACGGUUACAGUAUUUUCCUCCUGUGAAAUGUUAUUUUGCUUUGUAUUUCCUCAGGCAUUUUUUCAGAUGUUUUAUUACAACAUGCUUUACUAAUUUCAAAAGAUUACUCUUGCUUUUUCUCUCCCACCUGCUUUUGCAUCUGCAUCCAUAUGCCGGAAUCAAGGGAGGUCAUCUAAUUCCAACUUUUCAUGUCACAGAUCAGAAAAUUGAGGCCCAGAGAGAUAAAGUAAUUUUCCAGUGUCAAAACCGGGUGUUGAACUUGAAAUUCCUCUUGGGUUAUUUCUGUUCUACAUCUCCUUGCCUACACCACUUUGUCAUCAUUUAAGCAGCUCAGAAGGCACAGUCCAUCUGAAAGCUAGCUUUCUUUGCUCUAUCGACUAUCGGCUCUGCUCUAUGACAUGGAACAGUGGACCGAUCUUCCUCUGUGAUGUUGCUGUCUUAAGAAUGGUGCCGUUUUUAUAACAACCAGUGAUUUCAAGCUCUAGCAAUUAUAGGAUCUGUAUUUGGUUUCUCACAUUCUUUCCUUCCAACCCUACCUGUCUGUGGUCAUCUAAGUUAGCAAUACUAUUUCUCUUUUGCCAUUUAUAAUUUUUCUGCUUUUGUUUCAUUUCGCCCCAGUGUACCUGACAAACGAAUAAUCUUCAUAGCAGGUUUCCGUACCAUAUAUAUAUAUAACCACAGUUUUUAUUUGCUUAUUAAACUGUCUGUACUUUUUGUCCUUAGAAGGUUUUCAAAGCAAAUAUGAUGAGGUGUGUAGCAUUACCUAUUAUGUAAAUACUCAUAUUACAUUGUGUUUGUAAAGCACUUUACAUUUCGCAGAGCACUUUGAUUCAUCCCUUUAUUUGUUCAUUCAUUUAAUCAGUCAAUCAGCUUAACUAUUUAUUGAGCACCUACAGGAACCAAAUUACUGUGCUACAUCUGUGGCAUAUAGUGAUAAAUACAAAUAGUGAAAGAUUGGCGAUGUCCACUGAUAGUUGUAGUAUGGUGACAUCCUCAAACACAAGUUGGCAACUAGGCAAAAUCAAUAUUACUCUAUUCGACUUCCAUUCCUAUUUUCUAUUCUACUUACAGAGGGAACUGUCAAGUACUUGCCUAAAGAAUGUUUCUGAAAUAUGAUGCAUCAUUGCACAUCUGUGCUGUUUGCUCUAUUUCACAUGAUCUGUGUUUUCAUUGAUGAGAAGAAAAGUUACUCAUCCAAAGUUGUCCCAGACCAAGGGGGACUUUCCAGGCCACUUGAAUUCUUUCUGACCAGAUGUAAUAGUUCACUUUCUUGCACCAGUAUAUCUGUUGUGCCUUUCUGAAUUAUCAACAUCAGUUUUAAGGUAUUCUAGAAGCACCAGUGUGUCAAAAAAGCAUUUGCACUUUAGGUGUGUGUGGUUGGUUGUCACUUAUUCGACUGUCUCAGGUUUCCUCAACCUCAGCACUGUUGACAUUUUGGGACCCAUUAUUCUUUGUUGGGGGAGGGGAGGAGCAGUCCCAUGCAUUGUAGGGUGUUUGGCAGCUUCCAGGGUUUCUAUUGACUAUGCGCCAGAAGCUCGCGCUCACACACACCCCAGUUGUGACAACUAAAGACAUCUCCAGACAUUGCCAAAUGUCCCCCGAGGUGGGAUUGGGAAAUCUACUGGAUUAGCUAGUGAGCAAAAUAUAGCAGGAGAAAACAAGGAAUAUUUCUUUUACCCUUGUCACUUAAUCUUCCUCAUAAGUAGGUUUUUGUUUACAGUAAGACUUGGAAUCCUAAACUCUUUGCAUUAGAAGGGACUGUAAAGGUCACAAUUUCAAACACAACCCAACAUCAUUCUAAUCUAUUUCUCCAUCUCUCGGUUUUACAAAUUUAUUGAGAGAAGAUCGGAAGAUUGGUUAUCGCUGAAAAUUUGGGAAUUGACUUUUUCGUAGCCAGAGAUACAGUUGUUUGGCAAUUAUAUUUGCUGCUGUGAUAGCUGCUGUGGUGAUUUUUGCUUCACUUUGGGUACUUGGUGUCACAGAACUUCAGUAUCUUAGAGACUUUGAGGAAUUUUCUUUUGGUCACUUCACACAUCUACAAAUCUUGCUCCUUUGUCUUUGCCUUCCAAAUGUGCAGAGAAGUUGAAGUUUGUUGCUUCUAAUUUUAAGUAUAUCUGGAUGAGCUUUCUAUUUCUCAUACUGAUUUUUUUUUAUUGUCCCUCUGUGUGUGGGGGGGGGAACAAAAACAAAAAACAAUUGACUGUCCCAAGUAAUUGCAAAUUGGAAAUCUCAGAGUUGGAAUAUUUAAAUCUAUCAAGCCAAAGUUUCCGCUGAUUUGAUGUGCCUUAUGUCAGUUUUCCUGUAGGUUCAGUGAUUUCUGAUGGAUAACUCUGAAUCCCAUCCAUUUGUACUUGUGUCUGUUCUGCACCAGUUAAAAGCUUGAUGAAAUUAUACAAAGACAGUCUCUUAGAAUAUUCCCAGAAAUAACAGCAAACCCCUUACUGGAAUAUCAGGUUUCUCUUUAUUCCGUUGCUAAAAGGCCAGCCUAGACUUAGAAAGCAUUCCUAAUUAUUGACUACAAGUUAUUAGUAUGGAUACACAAUUGAAAGCCUUGAUUAUGAAGUCUAAAGGUAUAGAAUAUUGACAAGCACACCCAGAGUGAGCUCUCAUAAGACAAUCAUGGAAAUCAGAAAACCAUCACCUAGGAGACCCUCAAGUGUGUAUAUAAUUUUCUACUCUACUACUGUCAUGUCAGACAAUGUGGUGUUACUUAACGUUUUGAUCCAGUUGCUCUUCAGUUCAACUUAAAUUAUAAUACAAUUACCUAAUUUUUGCCUCACAUAGCUUUUAAACCAUCCAGUGCCCACUGCUCUCACAAUGAUAAUGGCAAAGAAAUAAGGUGAUAAUUAUGAGGGCAAAAUUACACGAUUUCUUGAAUCGGUUCUCCAUAAAAGUUUAUGGAAUACAUGAUCAUUGGCUUCUCACUGCUAAUUCUUGUUCAUUUCUGGAUCACUGUCACACUAAACGACUGAUUCUGUUACUUUAAAUCCAGAAGAAAAGGCUGGAAAAAAAUUAAUGCAAAUCCUAUGCUGGUACUCAUAGUUUUCUUUCUAAGAUUUAUUAACAUUUGAGAAUUACUAAAAAAAUUCUCUCCUAAUGAAAUACAGUCAAAAUUUUUGAUGUGACAGUGACUUGUUGAUUUUUAAAAAUAGCCCCUCUUUUCCCUAGCAUUACAAAAAAAUAUAUAUACUUUCACAUCACUUACUCAUCAUGCAGCUAUAAACCUUUUGUGCCUAUGGACUAGAUACAUAGCAUAAAGCUAAUUUUAGAAGUUUGCUAUGUGGGGAGAGAUAUAGACAUGGGAGUGAGUGGAUGGGGAUAAUUCACAGAACAAAAUAAAGAUCAAAAUAUGCUAUGAAGCAGUCUUCAACUUCUUCAGAGUAAUGUGGAAAUAAAUAUUCAGUGAGAAUCAACUCAAAUUUAGGUCAUUCAGACACUGAGGCACAGAUCCUGCAAGUUAUGCUAGAAAUGUGACAUACAGAAAAUAAAGGAUGCCCCCCAAUUAAUCUAAAAAUCAGCCAUCAUGUCCUGGGGCACCAAUCCUGAUAUCACUGAGGACUUUGCUCUAGGGAAUUGGGUUGCUUAUGGUCAGGUAAUGACCAAACAAGAGACUUUCCAUUUAUCUCCCUGUGACUUACAAGGCAUGCUCUUUUCUUCCCUUAUACCAGAGACCAUGAGAUAGCCAACCACACACUAGCAAUAAAUACCAUAAAAAUAAAAGGAAUUUUUCUGAGGACAGGAUAAGAGAGGGCACUGGGAACUGGGAACCCACAGCUGUAUCUCUAUGAAGUUUGACCACCUCAGGACCCAGACCCAAGGACUGUUGUCUAGACAAUGCGGUCGAGUCUAAGCAACCAUUUUAAAAGCAUUUGAACAAAAACAUACUCUGAUUGUCAUAUUUGUAGCAGGGCAAUAAAAACUCAAAUUAAGUGUCCUUUACCAGGCUCCUCUGAAAAGACCAUUAAGUUGAAAUCAGAGCUUCCCUUGCUAAGAAAUGUUAAAAUCAUUUUAGGGAAAUGAAUUUUCUUUAGACACAGGCAUUUUGUGUAUAUCAUAACACAGUCUCGGGGCUCUAGCUGGGAGGGGGAAAGUCUUUUCAUAGGUUGGUCAAAACAAAUCUUUCAUUUGCCUCAUUUGAGGCCUUUGGACAGUGCCUGGGAAGUACAUUAUCUUCAGGGGGGGAAAAAAAGAGAGUCUUUUUCGCAUGCCAGCUGGGAUCAUGGGAACUUCCAAUGCCAGGAAUUUCCUACUGUUUCUGGUAAUUCUGCUUGUAGUAAUUUGAAAUGUUGAAGUGUGAAAUGAGAAGAAGUUGAGCACCCCGGGGGCUGUCUGUGUUUUAUGCCAGUUGCACCAGCACACAGAAUAUUUGUCAAAUGCAUUUCAGAGUGGGUAUAAUUGUACCCUUUGUCAGAAUCACAAAGCUCACUGUGGUGCUGCUGAAAGCGAACACUGGGGGAGAAUCUGACCCUCAGAACCCAGUCAGCCCCACACAAGAGGAAAGACUGUGUGGUGAGCAGCGCACACAGCAAGUUUAUUUCUCACUGUUUUCUGAAGCCCAGUCCCUCACAUCAAGGACGUGUCUUUCAGGUGACGGUUCAUUUUGCUGAGGUUUUCCAAAACUUCAUUUAACACAGGGCUUGGAAAACCGAGCGUUUUGAAUUCCCUCCAGGCCUCCGGACAUCGUUUCUGUUUCCGUUGCCAUGUCAAUGAGACAUUCCGCGGCUGCAUUCUUUCACGAUCAAAGAACGCGCGCAUACUUCAUGAUGACCUCACGCUUGACGUACCUGAACCUGCAAAUGUAAAAAUGAUUGUAUCUGAAUUUGCACUAAUGGUGUCCGAUAGCAGAAGAGGUGUGACCUUUAUUGAAAUCCACUGUUUAAAUUCAAUAAUUCAGAUGUUACAUAACUUCUGCAAGCUUCUUGAUUAUCUUCACUGUAAGAAUUAUCUAAGUUUGAAUGUAUUUCUUUACAGCCCAUUAAUUUGCCAUCUAUCUUUUUACCAUUAUGAUUGCAAUAAUUCAUGAAAGUUUUCCUCACACGGCUUCUUAAGCCAAGUUUUUCAGUAAUCCUUCUGGUCCUGCUUACAGUAUGUGGGAAAUCUCUUCUUUCAUAGUAAUAAUUUUAUAAGAAAGCCAGUAUAUUGACUGCCAUAGUGACACAAUUCAUCUUUAAAGGUCUGGAAGCGGGUGGUGACCAAAUGUGUUCUCUCUGUUGAAUGCUAUUUUCAGAAUUAAAUCAUGGUUUUUCACUUUCAGUUACCGUCAACAAAUUUGGGAUUUUAGAAGGGGGAGAAGGGAGCAAUUUGUGUAAUACUGCUGUCAUAUUUGACUACAUAUUAAAAACAAUAAAUGAUCA
Messenger RNA from Hipposideros armiger (great roundleaf bat), 10816 nucleotides. RefSeq names its product plexin domain containing 2 (gene PLXDC2). The transcript has 13 exons. The record is from RefSeq and is a predicted model, not a curated record. Lineage: Eukaryota; Metazoa; Chordata; Mammalia; Chiroptera; Hipposideridae. The annotation marks the transcript as partial.